AUGAAGCUCACCAUCCCCAUCGCGGCUGUUGCAGUUGCACUCACCUCGGUCUCUGCUUUGCCCAUCGACGGCACCAUCCACGAUGUCGUCUCUACGGGCGGGUUCGCCGGUUCGCUCUUUGGUGGCCUCACCUCGUCCUUCCGAGACGCAUUUGCCGCCCGUCUCGUGCAGACCUCUGCUACAGAAGAGCCGUACUGGACCACCGAGCUAGGCAAGCAGCUGCUGUGGUACCGAGGAAUUCACUUUAUGGACCUGACGGACACGCCCGAUCUCGGACAGCUCAACGCUGCUCGACUUCAAUCCGAAGGAUCCUCCUCGUCUCUCCUCAAGGACUCGACCAAGUUCCCGACCAAGCUGCACCACCAGUCUUCGCUCAAGUCCGUGUUCAAACACAUCUCGCAAGACGGUCCCCGCGCCCACCUCUCCAAGUUCACCUCGUUCCACACGCGCUACUACAAGUCCGAGACCGGACGUAAAUCCCAAGCCUGGCUCUUCCGCACCGUCUCGGAUCUGGUCAAAGACUACUCUUUCAUCAAAGUGCAGGAGUUUCCCCACCCUUGGGGCCAGAACUCCAUCCUGCUCAAGAUCAAGGGAACCAACUCCACCCUCACCGCUUCCAAAGGCGUUACGAUCCUGGGUGCGCACCAGGACUCCACCAACCUCUUUCCCUUCUUCGCCGCACCCGGCGCUGACGACGACGGCUCUGGAACCGUGACCAUCAUCGAAGCGCUGCGAGUGCUGCUCAAGUCGGACUGGCGACCCGAAUCGGACGUCGAGUUCCACUGGUACUCCGCCGAAGAAGGCGGUCUUCUCGGAUCGCAAGCCGUCGCACAAUCGUAUGAACGCGCCAACACCAAAGUCCACGCCAUGCUGCAGCAGGACAUGACCGCCUUCGUCAAAUCCGGCACCGAAGAAACCGUAGGCCUCGUCAGCGACUUUGUCAGCCAGCCUCUCACGACCUUCAUCGCCUCCCUCGUAGACGAGUACCUCGACAUCGGUUACACACAGACCAAACUCGGUUACGCCGGUUCGGAUCACGCCAGCUGGACAAAGAUCGGCGCAGACAGCGCUUUCGCUAUCGAAGCCACGUUUGAGAAUUCGAACUUGAAGAGGAUCCAUACCACACAGGACACGUUCGACUAUCCAGAGUUCAGCUUUGAUCAUUUGAUGCAGUUUGUCAGGCUCAGCGCCAGCUUUGUUGUUGAAUUGGCUGGGUGGAGUGACAACAAGUAG
This is a messenger RNA of Pseudozyma hubeiensis SY62, 1233 nucleotides long. RefSeq names its product aminopeptidase. NCBI's taxonomy places the organism in Eukaryota, Fungi, Basidiomycota, Ustilaginomycetes, Ustilaginales, Ustilaginaceae. Gene Ontology annotation, biological process: proteolysis. Gene Ontology annotation, molecular function: metalloexopeptidase activity. The transcript has a single exon. Bases 1 to 1233 code for a protein of 410 amino acids. The record is from RefSeq and is a predicted model, not a curated record.